UCUGACUCACUCGCUUUCAUCACCAGCGAGACCACAAUAGUUCUGCUGACCCGCAGGAAAGCACCUGGACCAGGAAAAGACCAGGACCAAAGACGAGGACUGCUGCUGCUCAUUUCAGCUGACCUGAGUUGAAAAUGAAGCGCUCCCUGCUGGUGUCUCUGCUGCUGGGCUCAGCUCUCAUUGGUCUGGGCUCAGCGAUUCGCUGUUACAGCUGCAAAGACUACACCGCCAGCUGCUCCAAACAACGAGACUGUAGCUAUGAUGACGCCUGUCUGACACUUAAUGAGAGAGGAGGGAUGACUUAUCGCCAGUGUCUGAAGUACUCAGACUGUGAGUACAGCCGACUGAGUCAGAUGUUUCCCCAGGUUUCCAGUUUCACCUUUAAGUGCUGUAACUCAGACCUGUGUAACUCAGCCCCUUCCUCUGCAGCGAGCUCUGUCAUUGGUCUGCUGGCCUCGGUGGCAGUCAUGUUGUGGUGCAUUCACUGAACCUGUGGACUAACUGUAAACUUUUGUGUCUGAUUGGUUUAAAAUGGUCUUAACUGACAUGAAGAUGAUAUAAAUAUUUAUUACACUCAAUAAAACAAAUAUUCAGACGUUCACAAUAGAUUUAAAGAAAAACAUCAAUAUAUUCAGACAUUCACUAAAGAUAAAAACAUGAAUAUUCAGACAU
This is a messenger RNA of Cheilinus undulatus (humphead wrasse), 672 nucleotides long. Its product is annotated as CD59 glycoprotein-like. The record is from RefSeq and is a predicted model, not a curated record. Lineage: Eukaryota; Metazoa; Chordata; Actinopteri; Labriformes; Labridae. The coding region runs from base 135 to 488 and encodes 117 amino acids. The transcript has 5 exons.